UUUGCCGCCGCGUCUGGGCGGGAGGAGGAGCGGACUGGGCAGCAGGCUUUCGGGACUGCAGGCUUCGGCGGCGCCAAGGGGCGCUCCUAGCGCAGCCUUCCCGGCUCGGGGCUUUCCUGCCGAGGCGCCCGUAUCCCCGGGCUCCUCGCCCCGGCCCCCAGCGGCCCCGAUGCCGAGGCAUGGAUAGAGCGGCGUUGCGCGCGGCAGCGAUGGGCGAGAAGAAGGAGGGCGGCGACGGGGGCGCCGCGGCGGACGGGGGCGCAGGGGCCGCCGCCAGCCGGGCGCUGCAGCAGUGCGGCCAGCUGCAAAAGCUCAUCGAUAUCUGCAUCGGCAGUCUGCGCGGGCUUCGCACCAAGUGCUCAGUGUCUAACGACCUCACGCAGCAGGAGAUCCGGACCCUAGAGGCAAAGCUGGUGCGGUACAUCUGCAAACAGCGGCAGAGUAAGCUUAGCGUGACCCCGAGCGACAGGACCGCCGAGCUCAACAGCUACCCGCGCUUCAGUGACUGGCUGUACAUCUUCAACGUGAGGCCUGAGGUGGUGCAGGAGAUCCCCCAAGACCUCACACUGGAUGCUCUGCUGGAGAUGGACGAGGCCAAAGCCAAGGAGAUGCUGCGAUGCUGGGGGGCCAGCACGGAAGAGUGCAGCCGCCUACAGCAAGCCCUCACCUGCCUUCGGAAGGUGCCCAGCCUGGGAGGGGAGCCCAAAGUGGACUCAGGUUGGAGUUCGGCAGAUGCACGAGACAGUAGCUCGGGGCCUCCUGUGGACAUGCUUUCCGCACUGGGCAGAGCGGGUGCCAGCACUCAGGGACCCCGUUCUAUCUCCGUGUCCGCCCUGCCUGCCUCAGACUCUCCGGUCCCCGGCCUCAGUGAGGGCCUCUCGGACUCCUGUAUCCCCUUGCACACCAGCGGCCGGCUGACCCCCCGGGCCCUGCACAGCUUCAUCACGCCCCCUACCACACCCCAGCUACGACGGCACGCCAAGCUGAAGCCACCAAGGACACCCCCGCCGCCAAGCCGCAAGGUCUUCCAGCUGCUCCCCAGCUUCCCUACCCUCACACGGAGCAAGUCCCAUGAGUCCCAGCUGGGAAACCGAAUCGACGACGUCGCCCCGAUGAAGUUUGAACUCCCUCAUGGAUCCCCACAGCUGGUACGAAGGGAUAUCGGGCUCCCAGUGACACACAGGUUCUCCACAAAGUCGUGGCUGUCACAGGUGUGCAACGUGUGCCAGAAGAGCAUGAUGUUCGGCGUGAAGUGCAAACACUGCAGGUUAAAAUGCCAUAACAAGUGCACAAAGGAAGCUCCCGCCUGCAGGAUCACCUUCCUCCCACUGGCCAGGCUUCGGAGGACUGAGUCUGUCCCGUCGGAUAUCAACAACCCAGUGGACAGAGCAGCAGAGCCCCAUUUUGGAACCCUUCCCAAGGCUCUGACGAAGAAGGAGCACCCUCCAGCCAUGAACCUGGACUCCAGCAGCAACCCAUCCUCCACUACGUCCUCCACACCCUCAUCACCGGCACCUUUCCUGACCUCAUCUAACCCUUCCAGUGCCACCACGCCCCCCAACCCGUCACCUGGCCAGCGGGACAGCAGGUUCAGCUUCCCAGCUGCCUACUUCAUUCAUCAUAGACAGCAGUUUAUCUUCCCAGACAUUUCAGCCUGUCCUCAGGCAGCCCCGCUGUCCAGCACAGCCGACAGUACACGGCUCAACGACCAGCCCAAAACAGAUGUGCUGGGUGUUCACGAAGCAGAGGCUGAGGAGCCUGAGGCUGGCAAGUCAGAGGCAGAAGAUGACGAGGACGAGGUGGAUGACCUUCCCAGCUCCCGUCGGCCCUGGCGGGGCCCCAUCUCCCGAAAGGCCAGCCAGACCAGCGUGUACCUGCAAGAGUGGGACAUCCCCUUUGAACAGGUGGAACUGGGCGAGCCCAUUGGGCAGGGCCGCUGGGGCCGGGUGCACCGAGGCCGUUGGCAUGGCGAGGUGGCCAUUCGGCUGCUGGAGAUGGACGGCCACAAUCAGGACCACCUGAAGCUGUUCAAGAAAGAGGUGAUGAACUACCGGCAGACGCGGCAUGAGAACGUGGUGCUCUUCAUGGGGGCCUGCAUGAACCCACCUCACCUGGCCAUUAUCACCAGCUUCUGCAAGGGGCGGACAUUGCAUUCAUUCGUGAGGGACCCCAAGACGUCUCUGGACAUCAACAAGACUAGACAGAUUGCCCAGGAAAUCAUCAAGGGCAUGGGUUAUCUUCAUGCAAAAGGCAUCGUGCACAAGGACCUCAAGUCCAAGAACGUCUUCUAUGACAACGGCAAAGUGGUCAUCACAGACUUCGGGCUGUUUGGGAUCUCAGGCGUGGUCCGAGAGGAACGGCGAGAGAACCAACUGAAACUGUCGCAUGACUGGCUGUGCUACCUGGCCCCCGAGAUUGUACGAGAAAUGAUACCAGGGCGGGACGAGGACCAGCUGCCCUUCUCCAAAGCAGCCGAUGUCUAUGCAUUUGGGACCGUGUGGUAUGAACUACAGGCAAGAGACUGGCCCUUUAAGCACCAGCCUGCUGAGGCCUUGAUCUGGCAGAUCGGAAGUGGGGAAGGAGUACGGCGCGUCCUGGCAUCCGUCAGCCUGGGGAAGGAAGUCGGCGAGAUCCUGUCUGCCUGCUGGGCUUUCGAUCUGCAGGAGAGACCCAGCUUCAGCCUGCUGAUGGACAUGCUGGAGAGGCUGCCCAAGCUGAACCGGCGGCUCUCCCACCCUGGGCACUUCUGGAAGUCGGCUGACCGCUGGCGGAGCCGCUACUACGGGAAAGGACGCUAUGGUCACCCCGACUUUAAGAACUCCUGUCCAGUUCUGGAGGAAUACAUUAACAGCAGCAAAGUCAUGCCCCGCUUUGAAAGGUUUGGCCUGGGGACCCUGGAGUCCGGGAAUCCAAAGAUGUAGCCAGCCAUGCACGUUCAUGCAGAGAGAGUCUUCCUUUCUGAAACAUGGUUAUGAAACACGCAGACCGCCACCUCAAGGAAUCAGAAGCAUUCCAUCCCAAGCUGCGGACUGGGAGCGUGUCUCCUCCCUAAAGGACGUGCGUGCCCAUGCGUGCAUGCGUGCAUGCGUGCGUGCGUUACCAAGGUGUAUGGGGCUCAGGACCGCAGCCAUGCGCGCACCUCCAGAUGAUACCCCUACAGCCAGUGUUUACACAGGGGUUUCUGCCUGGCAAGCUUGGUGUUUUACAGUAGGUAAAGAUCACUCAGCAGAAGGGUGCCGGCACUGUGGAACAGCAGGGAUGUCCCCAGCCUCCGUUCUGGAAGACCCUGCAGCCAUGAGGGGCCCACGGUUGAACCAGAUGGAAGAAAAGCCGUAUGGAUGUGGCUGGACUGGGAGAAGGGCAGGUGGCAGGAGGUUUUCCUUGGCCUGUGUUUGGGCCCUGAACCACACUAAGGAGCAACAGCCUGGGUUGGGAAUCUAUCUGGAUUAUGGGGGUCAGAUUUCCUGGAGAGUUGGAUUCAGUUUCUGCUCUGAUCCAGUCCUCUGUGUGUGUGUGUGUGUGUGUGUGUGUGUGUGUGUGUGUGUGUGUGUGUGUAAGUACAAACAGAAUCCCAGCGGCUUCUAGAGUGAUCUGAUUGAUCUUCGCCCGGCUUCUACUGCAGGGGGGAGGGAAUAGCCACACAUCUGUGGAGAUACCCACUUCUUUAUCUGAGGCCUCCAGGUAGGCACAAAGGCUGUGGAACUCAGCCUCUAUCAGACACCCCCCUGUGUCUCAUUGACCCCCCUCCUCCCAGAGUCGAGGGAGUGUGUACAGUGAGUUCUUGGUUAAGAACAGGGACGGUGGCAGAAGCAGUUUGCAGUGGCCCUAGCACCUUAAAACCCUCUGUCUGUCGCACUAGAAGGUUCUAGACCUACCACCACUUCCCCAUCCCAUGGAAGCCUUUUAGCCUGUUCUGACCCCUGUGUGUGCUCUGAGCUCAGAUCCGGUUAUGAGCCCACCCAGACACAUCAGUUGGGGAGGCUCUGAUCUGACCUGCAGGCCUCUGUGUUCAUUCCUAUGAGCUGGAGGGGCUGUACUGGGAAAAGUCAGAGGUGCUCGUCAGGACCCAUCAGCUACUGAGCGGGGUGGUCCCUGAGCAGAGGGUAGGCAGCGUCAGACUCCACAACCAGAGAAGGAAAGAAAUGGGGGUGGAGUGGAGACCCACGGUGGCUCCCUCUCAAUUAAAACUCCCAGUAAAGCAGAGGUUCUCCAAGCAUCCAAGUCUGCUCCAGGCGUCUCUUAAAACAGGGCCACUCUCUGAGAAGUUGUGGAAACCCCCUCCCCCAGGCCUCAGCACAGCUUCAUGCUACCCGAGAGCCGGGACAAUAGCAUCUUGACCCCACCUCCGGGGUGGGGAGGAAGAGCCUUGAGCCUCUGUUCAGCUCUGUGUGGGCUGUCCAGUCAUUUCUCCACCCCUUCAGCUUUCCACAUAAGCCCUUGAUGUGACCUCCCUACUUGUGUGCCCCCUGCCCCUGGCAAUGUCUUGCCUGCACCGUCCCAGAGGCCACAGUGCCUGAGGUUCAGGCUGGUCUCUCACUGUGUAAGUGUUGCGAUGUAGAACCCUUUCAAUUAUCCCCUGAUACCAAAUCACAUCGGGCGGCACACAGCCUACUGACAGCAAGCCUGGGUCUUGCUUUGUGCUGUGAACAUCACAGUUGAGAAAGCUUUGAGCCCUGCAUUGAAUGUGGUCUUGUGCAUGAGAAGGGGACCAGAUAGGAAUAGUCGUUGAUCCCUGGCUUAAGGAGCUGGCCAUCUUCGUAUGCUGGGGCUGCCGUCUGCCCCAGUGGUGCUGCAGUGCUAGAGCCCUCCCUCUUAUUCCCCAAUUCCUGCCUCGGCUCAGCCCUUCCUGUAAGAGAGUUCCCACCAUGGUCCCCACUUCCUUUACUACUUAAGUGACUGUGAAUUGAAGUUAGGAAAGUUCGCCUCCUGCACACUCUCCUCGUCUCCUGGGAAACACAUGAAGGAUGACAGAUACUGUGAAUUCAGCCCGCAUAGCCACUGUGAAGGCAGUGAAAAAGGCCCAAGCUUCAGAGAACCUGCCCACCUAAAUUGUGAGACCCUUUUCCAGGCACCCUGGAUUCCCAGCCUCACCCCGAGGGAGUGGCAAGUUGUGAAUCCUAACUAGUGCUGGGCUGCUCUAAUUCACCUGAUCAGAGCCCUCGACCAUUGUCUUCUUGGUCCAGGCAGGGAGUGGCAAGCCUGUGUUGCUCUGUAGUGACAGGGUAGAGUGGGACAGCCACGCUGUGCUGCAGUGCUGGCCAGGAUGUCAUCAGUGUGUACACCUAGUGUCUUCCGUGGCCACGAGGCAGACAAUUAUUUGCUUAUUUUGAAUGUGAUGUAAAAUUUGUACAGUAAAAGUUUUUAUAUUUUCUAUCAAUUGCAUUUGUCUUCCAGAAAUGCUUUAAUUUAAAUUAAGAUGGUUAGUCUUGAUGAAUGUGUUACAUUGGGGGUUUUGCCACUGCUAAAAAUGAAUGUACCCUGUGGCUAAGCCAGGCCUAGGGGUCUGGAGUUUGUGAAUAAA
Molecule: messenger RNA, 5521 nt
Organism: Mus pahari (shrew mouse)
Lineage: Eukaryota; Metazoa; Chordata; Mammalia; Rodentia; Muridae
Gene: Ksr1
Product: kinase suppressor of ras 1
Exons: 21
Coding region: 180-2921 (913 amino acids)
Biological process (GO): protein phosphorylation
Molecular function (GO): protein kinase activity; ATP binding
Source: RefSeq, a predicted model, not a curated record